Messenger RNA from Anthostomella pinea, 2331 nucleotides. The record is from the annotation of a GenBank genome assembly. Lineage: Eukaryota; Fungi; Ascomycota; Sordariomycetes; Xylariales; Xylariaceae.
AUGUUGCAAACACCCUCCCGAGCCUCUACGGCCUCUUCCUCCUCCUUCCAGCCGAUCUCGCGCCAGAACACCAUGUCUUCCUAUGACGGAACGCGUUCGGCGCGACAAUCCAAGCGAUAUUCCAUGUCCGCACUCUACAUGUCCAUGUCAGCGAACGAGACAGACCUAGAAAUCGACGAUGACUUGGCCAAAGCUCAAAAGAUACUACGCGAUCUCAAGACCAAGAUCUCGUCCCAGUCCAAGAAGAACUUCGUGCUUGAAAAGGACGUUCGAUACCUUGAUUCUCGAAUUGCCUUGCUGAUUCAGAACCGUAUGGCUCUGGAAGAGCAAAACGAAGUGGCCAGCCACCUCGAAGAUGCGACCGAUCUCCAAGAAGGCGCCUUUCCCAACGAUGACAAGACACAAAAAUACGGCAAUCUCCUAUUCCUGUUGCAGUCAGAACCAAGACAUAUAGCUCACCUUUGCCGACUGGUCUCGAUGGCUGAGAUCGACUCUCUUCUGCAGACAGUCAUGUUUACCAUUUACGGUAACCAGUACGAAAGUCGCGAAGAGCAUCUCCUCUUGACCAUGUUCCAGUCCGUCCUGACGUACCAAUUUGAUACGACUCCCGAAUACUCCUCUCUCCUCCGUGCCAACACCCCCGUGUCUCGCAUGAUGACUACAUACACCAGGCGUGGACCAGGCCAGAGCUUUCUGCGAACCGUACUGGCUGAUAGGAUCAACAGUCUCAUCGAGCUGAAAGAUUUGGACCUGGAGAUCAAUCCAUUGAAAGUCUACGAGCGCAUGUGUCAACAGAUCGAGGAGGACACGGGUAGUUUGCCGGCAUCGCUACCGAAGGGAAUCACUGGCGAACAGGCCGCCGAGAACCCUCAAGUCCAAGCUAUCAUCGAGCCGCGUCUGACGAUGUUGACCGAAAUCGCGACUGGUUUCUUGAACACGAUUAUAGAAGGGCUCGAGGAGGCACCUUACGGCAUCCGCUGGAUCUGCAAGCAAAUUCGCAGCUUGACGAAGCGAAAGUACCCCGAUGCGAAUGACCAGGUCAUAUGCACUCUCAUCGGAGGAUUCUUCUUUCUGCGAUUCAUGAAUCCCGCCAUCGUCACACCAAAAUCUUACAUGCUCAUUGAUGGGAUGCCUGCUGAGCGACCUCGCCGUACGCUGACGCUGAUUGCCAAGAUGUUGCAGAACCUCGCGAAUAAGCCAUCGUAUGCGAAGGAACCAUACAUGGCUAAGCUAGCACCAUUCAUCAACCAGAACAAGGACAGGGUGAAUAAGUUCAUGUUGGACUUAUGCGAGGUGCAAGACUUCUACGAGAGUUUGGAGAUGGACAACUACGUUGCGCUUUCGAAGAAGGAUCUCGAGCUCUCCAUCACCCUUAACGAAAUCUACGCGAUGCACGGUAUGAUCGAGAAGCACAGUGGGGAACUCUGUAGGGACGAGAACUCACACCUGGCGCUCAUCAUCUCGGAGCUAGGCCAUGCGCCCCCGCAGGUCCCUCGGAAGGAAAACAGGGCUAUCAACCUGCCCCUGUUCAGUAGGUGGGAGCAAGCAAUGGACAACUUGACUGCCGCCCUGGAUAUUACUCAGGAGGAGAUCUUCUUCAUGGAGGCGAAAUCGAUACUUGUACAGAUCAUGCGAUCCAUUCCGCAAAAUAGCUCCGUCGCCCGAAGGCCGCUACGCCUCGAGAGAAUUGCCGACGCAGCAGCCACAUCCCGGAACGACGCUGUGAUGGUACGCAAGGGCAUCCGGGCGAUGGAACUACUCAGCCAGUUGCAGGAAAUGAAAGUCAUCGACAAGUCGGAUCAGUUCGGCCUUCUUAGGGACGAGGUCGAACAGGAACUGCAACAUUUAGGAUCAUUGAAGGACGGUGUUCUUAUCGAAACGCAGAAGCUCGAGGACGUGUACAAGACGAUUCGGGACCAUAACUCGUACCUUGUCGGCCAACUCGAGACAUACAAGAGCUAUCUACACAACGUACGCAGCCAGUCUGAGGGAACACGGCGGAAACAGCAGAAGCAACAGGUCCUCGGGCCGUACAAGUUCACCCACCAGCAGUUGGAGAAGGAAGGUGUCAUACAGAAGAGUAAUGUUCCUGACAAUAGGAGAGCGAACAUCUAUUUCAAUUUCACCAGCCCCCUGCCGGGAACGUUUGUCAUAUCCCUGCACUACAAGGGUCGUAAUCGUGGGCUUCUAGAGCUUGAUCUUAAGCUCGAUGACCUACUGGAGAUGCAGAAAGACAAUCAGGAUGAUCUGGACCUCGAAUACGUCCAGUUCAACGUCACGAAAGUGCUGACCUUGCUGAACAAGCGGUUUGCAAGGAAGAAGGGUUGGUAA